UGCUCUUUUGUCAUUGGUCGUAUUGGCCGUCUGUCAAAUGCGCUUGGUCGUGGAUUGGGUUUCUUCUGGAACCGCGUCCUCCUCAGCUGUACCUGUCUCGUUGUGAGAGGCUGACAGCGCUUCCUGUUCCACGCGCUGCUCCCGCCCCCUUUCAUCCAGCUCCAAGGCAGGAAGGAAGAGCUGCUCGAGCCGCGUGUGUGUGUCAUUUCCAGUGUGCUGCAAAACCGCGCUGCUAUGUAACUCCCUGGGAUUAUUGAACUGGUUUAGCGGUCGGUGGGAAGUAAGGUUAGAAAGUUUGGAGAUACAGCCGGUGAUUUUGGGGGGUCCGGGGCCCGCAGGGAAGGUGGUGCGAGUGGGUUUGGAAGUGGAGCGUGGCAGAGAAAAGGAAGAAAGGGGGGUUCUUUCCUGUGCGAGAACUGAUAGCUCGCUUCGCUUGCUUGCCACGACAGGACUGACGUAGAAUAUGGCGGAGCAUCACCCGGUUUCUGAAAAACACAAAUCCUCGCUGAACUCCGGGGUGGCGUACUCUGGGAACGGGCGCAGCAGCACGGCGGUGGCGGAGAGAGGCAACAGCGCAGGAGGAGGAGGCGGGCUGUCCGGCGGCCUGUCGCAGCCGGCCGGGUGGCAGUCCCUGCUGUCGUUCACCAUCCUGUUCCUGGCUUGGCUGGCUGGGUUCAGCUCCAGGCUCUUCGCUGUCAUUCGUUUCGAGAGCAUCAUCCACGAGUUUGACCCCUGGUUCAACUACAGGUCGACUCACCACCUCACCACAAAUGGCUUCUAUGAGUUUCUCAACUGGUUUGAUGAAAGAGCCUGGUAUCCUCUGGGUAGGAUAGUUGGGGGCACGGUGUACCCAGGCCUAAUGGUCACAGCAGGCCUGAUCCAUUAUGUGCUCAACCUGCUGCACAUCACUGUCCACAUACGGGACGUCUGCGUGUUCCUGGCCCCGGUGUUCAGCGGCCUGACCUCCAUCUCCACCUUUCUGCUCACGAGGGAGCUGUGGAACCAGGGGGCAGGACUGCUGGCAGCCUGCUUCAUUGCCAUCGUUCCUGGCUACAUCUCCCGCUCCGUGGCUGGAUCCUUUGACAAUGAAGGGAUCGCCAUCUUCGCCCUGCAGUUCACCUACUACCUCUGGGUGAAGUCUGUGAAGACUGGAUCAGUUUUUUGGGCCAUCGGAUGCUGCCUCUCCUACUUCUAUAUGGUUUCUGCUUGGGGUGGUUAUGUGUUCAUAAUCAACUUGAUUCCUCUUCAUGUGUUCGUCCUGCUGCUCAUGCAGCGCUUCAGUCGGAGAGUCUACAUAGCCUACAGCACUUUCUACAUCAUCGGCCUCAUCCUGUCCAUGCAGAUCCCAUUUGUGGGCUUUCAGCCAAUCAGGACCAGUGAACACAUGGCUGCAGCAGGUGUGUUUGUGCUGCUACAGGUCUACGCCUUCCUGCAGUACCUAAAGGACAGACUGACCAGGCAGGAGUUCCAGACUCUCUUCUUCUUGGGAGUCUCUCUGGCUGCUGGAGUUGUUUUUCUCUCUGUCAUCUAUCUGACAUACACAGGUUACAUUGCUCCAUGGAGUGGGCGUUUCUACUCCCUCUGGGAUACCGGCUAUGCUAAGAUCCACAUUCCAAUCAUCGCUUCGGUAUCAGAGCACCAACCCACCACCUGGGUGUCCUUCUUCUUUGAUCUUCACAUCCUCGUCUGCACCUUCCCAGCAGGCCUCUGGUUCUGCAUAAAGAACAUCAACGAUGAACGUGUCUUUGUGGCCUUGUAUGCUAUCAGUGCCGUAUAUUUUGCCGGCGUGAUGGUGCGCUUGAUGCUGACUCUGACUCCGGUGGUGUGCAUGCUGUCAGCCAUUGCCUUCUCCAGCGUCUUUGAACACUACCUGGGCGAUGACAUGAAAAGGCAGAGCCCACCUGCAGAGGACAGCAGCGACGAGGACGACAGGAAGAAUGCCGGCAACCUCUAUGACAAGGCUGGGAAGGUACGCAAACACGUGUCGGAGCAAGAGAAGGCGGAGGAGGGCCUCGGCCCCAACAUCAAGUCCAUAGUCACCAUGCUGAUGCUGAUGCUGCUCAUGAUGUUUGCCGUCCACUGCACCUGGGUCACCAGCAACGCCUACUCCAGCCCCAGUGUGGUGCUGGCAUCGUACAACCACGAUGGCUCUCGCAACAUCCUGGACGAUUUCAGGGAGGCCUACUAUUGGCUGAGGCAGAACACGGACGAGCACGCCAGAGUGAUGUCGUGGUGGGACUACGGCUACCAGAUAGCAGGCAUGGCCAACAGGACCACGCUGGUUGACAACAACACAUGGAACAACAGUCAUAUAGCACUGGUGGGCAAAGCCAUGUCGUCCAAUGAGACUGCAGCCUAUGAAAUCAUGAGGUCGCUGGAUGUCGACUAUGUCCUGAUCAUCUUCGGAGGGGUGAUUGGCUACUCAGGUGAUGACAUCAACAAGUUCCUGUGGAUGGUGCGCAUCGCAGAGGGGGAGCACCCCAGGGACAUCAGGGAAAGUGAUUAUUUUACCCCCCAAGGAGAGUUCAGAGUGGACAAGGCAGGCUCCCCCACCCUGCUCAACUGCCUUAUGUACAAAAUGUCUUACUACCGCUUUGGAGAGAUGCAGUUGGACUUCAGGACGCCCCCGGGCUUCGACCGGACACGCAACGCCGAGAUCGGCAACAAGGACAUCAAGCUGAAGCACCUGGAGGAGGCGUUCACUUCAGAGCACUGGCUGGUCAGGAUUUAUAAGGUCAAGAAGCUGGAGAACAGAGACCGGGUGGAGCACAAGCUGCGCAGCACUGACACCAACAGGCAGAAGUACACCUCUAAAAAGACGGCCAAGAGGAAGCGGGGAUAUGUCAAGAACAAGCUGUCCCUGAAGAAGGGCAAGAAACUCACCAAGAGAUCUUUAUAGAAGGUCCACCACCUACAGAGGCAGACUGUGGAAGGAGGGAGGAAAACGAAUCUGACACACAGCUCAACAAUAUCAAGCAGUAAAAAAAAGAAGAAAAAAAAAAAGAAAGAAAAGGAGAAAAAAAAUCCACCAAUCGAGAUUGAAUAAGGAACAGCAGAGGUUCUCUGCCCCGCCCCCGCCAUCAUCUUGAGCAUCCUCACCUGGAAGCCCAGGCUGGGAAAGCAUCGCCCAGGAUCCCGCUGAACCCGAGCCGACCUUUGACUUGAUGCUGGGGUCGAGGAGGAAGAGAGAGAGAGAGUGGGUUUGAGUUUGAGAGCCUCCUCCACGCUGGAUUUAACCUGACGAACUGUGACCUUUGACUCACUUUUCUUUUUGUACUUGAACGUGCUGGGGAGUGAGGACGGACCGAGCAAGAGAGAUUAGCCGUCCCUCAUCAGGGGACUCUGCUUGGGGCUGCUCUAUGCAUCGCAUCAUUUACACACAUACAGAAACUCUGUCAGCACUGAAACCCAGACUGACCGUACAGUACGCUUUCAUCUAACAUCAUCCUGCUGCGCCGACAGCACGCCUUCAUUUUUAGGUUAAUUCUCACUUGCUACAGUGCAUUAAAAUUUUUAUCAGCAUGCCAGAUCAACACAGUUGUAAACAAAGAUGGUGCAGAGGGUUAAAUUACUUUUAAAAGCAAGCAAAGUCACAAUUUGAGCACCACAGGCUUACGGCCACAUUUCAGGCUUUCAAGGCAACUCUCUAAUAUACUGUCACAUGUCAAACAUCGGCGUCCUCUGCUCUCACCGCUGUUCGCGUCAAUCACUUAUUUCAAAAUUCGAGGAAAGUUUCCCCCUCACCUACCAACUUUUUCUGCCAUGUCUGCAGGUCGCUCCGUGUGUUUCAUGAGGCACAAAGACAUGUUUUCCCCCCUUUCCCCACAUUUGUGUAAGAUUUUCUACUUCAGAGUACAAAAUUAGCGCCGUGAGCAAUUCAACGAAUCACAUAAGCAGAAUUUAGUUAAAGGCACAGGUGGAUGGCUUAAAGCUGCGAGUGUGGUGCCAAAGGUUAACUUUACUGACUCUUCUGUUGUUUCUUUUUACUUCUCUGUAGUAUCACAUCAAAACUUAUUAAUGUGAUUCGGUCAGCUCUGAAGCGUGUUCCUGUUCCUCGUGUCACUGAAUGUAAAUAUGGAGUUUUGCAGGCGGCUGACAGUCGUCAUCGUUCUGGCUGUCCAUACACGGAAACAGGGUGGCACAGUAACUCUUCACUAACAUGCAGCCUGGUAAAUAAUUGCGUUGUGCUGUUGUGUGUAUCCUAAAGGCCCGCCAUCACACACAGAUGUCAGGUUUAUGAGGUUCUCUGGAUCUUGCUCCACAGUCGUCAUCAGUUUCUACCAGAGGAGGUCGUCCUCAUUAUCAGAGUUUAAUGUUUCUCCUUCAGCUGCUUCUCACUGAUGUGAAAUCAACAUGUUACCCUGUGAUUAUGUUAUUCAGGUUAGUGGAUAUUAUCUCGUGUGCUCUGCUCAGUAAGAUGCUGGCAUCUGUGCUCACGAGUUAGCUCAGUGUUGGAUCACAUGCACAAUUGUUCUCCCGCUGGCACAUUUUUUGUGAUGACUAAUUUGCCCUGUGAUAAAUCUGACCCCGAAUCUCUAGUCCUGUUCAGUCUCCAGAGGUACUGGAACCUACAUUUCCCACGAUGCACCUGCUCUGCUUUAAAGUGAUUUGUUUACAAUCUGUGUGAUCAGCUGGCUGUUUACAUUAUCUGAAAUGGUAAUGCUGAGCUGCAGCCCAGCAGGUGGACACGAACAUAUCUGUACCCUUCAGUUUUUAAUCAGCUGACUGUAAUUAGUAAAUGAACGAAUGUGGGAGGGAUCAGCGCUGCAGAACGCAGAGCGGUCCGUCCCACCUUCAGGUCAGUAGAAAUGUGCUUGCUUUGCUGCUGGUGCCAGUGUUGUUGUUAAGUAGCCAUUUGAAAGUCUCCUCUGCUCUCAGUGAAAACAAUGAAGAGAAAUCAGCAGCAGCAGUAAUGCACCCAGCUGUUCGUCUGCAGUACCUGCUGUCUGCAUGUCAAAAGGUGUCCCCGAGGCCUCGUUCCCUUUGAUCCCCCGUCACGUAUCCCACCGCACUCUGUAGAUAUCAGGCUGAGUCUCCCUCCGCAGGUACCGGGAUCAAACGCGUUCGCUGCUCGUCCUCUCCUGAAUUUAGAAAACCAUCAUCUGAGCUGGCAGGAGCGGCAGGAGGCUCUGCGGGUUACAGCCGCUCUACACUCUGAAUGUUCCUUUUAAAUUGGCGCACUUCUUUCUGUAAACCAAACUUUCCCUAGAUUCAAAUCUGCCAUGUUCAUUUUCUUACAAAUAUAACAAGUUGACUUUUUUUUUUAUGAGGUUUUGUUAGAACACUGCUCCAAGAGUCCGUGUGGAGAGGGACAGCACAGGCCUUAAAGUUUAAUAAAAAAAAAGGUGUUUCCAAAGCUGCAUGUCAGCGGGUGUAUUUAUUACAUGGACGAUGGAGGCUGCUGCCUCACACGAGCGCAGCGUCCUAUCAUGUGAUGCAAUGAUUUUAUUUGAUUUUUUUUCCAAGUCAAAGGUUCUUCCAUCAAUUGUAAUGAUCUGGAUGCAGGUGUGAGAAUGAAACAUGCCUUUUUGAAUAAAGAGGUUGAAAUAAC
Messenger RNA from Maylandia zebra (zebra mbuna), 5551 nucleotides. RefSeq names its product dolichyl-diphosphooligosaccharide--protein glycosyltransferase subunit STT3B. Gene Ontology annotation, cellular component: membrane. The record is from RefSeq and is a predicted model, not a curated record. Gene Ontology annotation, molecular function: dolichyl-diphosphooligosaccharide-protein glycotransferase activity. NCBI's taxonomy places the organism in Eukaryota, Metazoa, Chordata, Actinopteri, Cichliformes, Cichlidae. Gene Ontology annotation, biological process: post-translational protein modification.